This is a messenger RNA of Hypomesus transpacificus, 754 nucleotides long. It is a transcript of the gene atoh1c, whose product is annotated as atonal bHLH transcription factor 1c. NCBI's taxonomy places the organism in Eukaryota, Metazoa, Chordata, Actinopteri, Osmeriformes, Osmeridae. The transcript has a single exon. Bases 53 to 754 code for a protein of 233 amino acids. Gene Ontology annotation, molecular function: protein dimerization activity. The record is from RefSeq and is a predicted model, not a curated record.
AAGUGGGCCGGGGUCUUGAACGUUUAGUUGUAGUAUCUGAGCUGUUCGUUUUAUGCCCAAGAUAAUGCCACGACGUAGAAGUUGUGCGUCUUACAAUUCCAGAGAUGUAGACAAUACUGGUGUGAAAGUUGUCUUGAGUGCGCAUCACUUGGACCUUGCGCAUGAGUCAAAUUUUCAGACACUCGCUCCAAGUAGUUGGGUAGAGGACAAGACAGCGGAACGCAGGAGCGAGUGUGACCCGUGCGCAAUCGUGGAACUCCGGUUAGGACCAGGACUCCGGUAUAUCGAACCGGACCAGAGCGCCAUAGAAAGAGCGCAGAGGCGUCGCCGCAUGGCAGCCAACGCCCGGGAGAGGAGGAGGAUGCUGGGUUUGAACGUUGCCUUCGACCGCCUACGGAGCGUCAUACCCAACCUGGAGAGCGACAAAAAGCUAUCAAAGUCAGAGACACUUCAGAUGGCGCAGAUCUACAUAUCCACUCUCAGCGAGUUGUUACAGGACAAUGCCAGUGUUACGGAACUCAGCACCGAUCAGGACCAGAUCAGGCCGGACCAGGUGAACACAAGCCCACGAGAGCCCUCCCAGGUGAACUCUACAGAGCAGGGCUCGAACAACGACCUACCUGACCCGGACUCAAAUGGUCAGCUAGGUAUUGACAAAGACAAUCGAUGCUCGACUCGCACGCAUUGUGAUGACGAGAAAGGCGACUUCAGAGGUUUUAUGAACUUCUGGGAGAGGACGAAUGGGGCAAAGUAA